AAGUGACAUAAUUAUUUUAUCUGGGAGAUUUUUUUUCAGUCUCGUCUAUCUCCGUUUUGGCAUGCCCUGAUUUUUAACCCAUUAAGAUGUAUCAUUUUAACUCAUUCAAAAGCAACGUAUUGAGAGGGAAAUUUACUGCAAAAGAUCGAACCAUUCCUUUAGUUUGAAAAUAAGCAUGAUACAACUUGUUCCCAUUUCAGAGACGAAGGCAUUUUUCACAAGUCCUAGUCGCGUCAUUUUACCACGAAGUCUAGUGUUAUGUCAAAAUAAAUUGCGACUCGAGAAGCGAGUUUCCACACCAUAAGUUAGAAUUAAAUUUAAACGUAUAGAACGUAUAGAAACGAUGUUUAACACUCAAGACAAAGCAGAACACCCCAAAUGAAUAUUUCGUGAAAAUUAACCGCUAACGAUCGGAUCUCACCAGUUGAAAGCACGCUCCCCUUUUCACAUGUAUUUGUCAUCAAUAAUUCAGCGACCGAGUCGUGUUUUUGUUACUUAGUUUGUUUGCCUGUUUGUUUUUUCAGAUGCUCAAUUAUCAAAAUUUUCAAUCUAUUUAAAAAAAUAAUUUUCGGAUCUAAACUUCUCUUUGAUUCAUUAGCAACAGAUUCUACCAGUGGCUAAAAAUACAGAAAGAUACCAGAAAGACCACUUUUGCAACGAUUCAGGUCGAUCUCGGCCACUUCAAAUAAUGAACUGAUUUGGUCGUGCAAAUAACCAAAGCACAACACAAAAGCGCAACAGCUUGGCCCUAGAGGCAGCUGAGACUAUCGAUUACGUUCUUAACCCACUCCCAAGCUUGUUGAGAGUUCCACGGGAAACGGGUUGACUUGCCAUUAUUUGACUAGCCCAAUUAGUCCUCGUAGCAACUUGUUCCAAGUCCCACAGAUAAUUUUGCAGAAUUCCCUCCGAUAACACAUAAGCACAAGAGAGAAAACGAGUGUCAUAGCUGCUUCUGACGUUUGUGAAAGUCAAGGAGAGAGCAUCUUGUGUCUGACGUCAUCAGUCAACACGUUACAACCAUGAGUGCUCUUGGCGCGAAGGUCAAGUGUUUGCUCACGUUUCCUGCGAACUGUUUGAGCUGCCAGUAACCACAGCCGGACAUCACUCGGCCACUGAAGUAGUCGAUACCGUCGAAUCGAUCAUUUCAGUUCUCAAUUCCCACAUCCGGGGUUGGUUCAAACGGUAGCUUGGGAUCUGUGCAAUUUGUCUCUCGGCCAUACGAGCUACUGACACAGAAAGAGAUUGUUGUCGAAGACGGUCUCCUCCUCCGGACAAAAACCGGUAUCGAUACGAGAGAAGUCAUGUCUUGGUCUUGUCUUAGGGUCGUCGUAGGCCUCCUGUGCCUUGCCUUUCUUAGUGCCACAGUUCAAGUCUCGAGAGCGCAGACUGCCGUGGCACGGCUUUCUGGAACGCUUGUGUGGAGUUAUGAGGCAACAGGGAUCUACCCACCGUCUUACAACGUACCGGCACAAGUCUCCAUCCAGUUGAGGGCCGAGGCGCGUGCCGAUACGGACACCAUCACCGGCACCGGUCUCUGGGACGUAACGAUCUUCGGUAACCGUGAGGGGGACGGCUCGGGCACCGACCGGUACGACGAGCGGACAGGUUUCGUCGGCAACAACGAGAGGGCUCAGAGCUUCUCCCCUACCGACAGCUUGGCCUUCGACGAGAGCACCGCGUUCGAUCUGAGUGGUCUUGCCUGUGGCUCCUCCGGGCCGUACCUCUGUGUGCAGGUCAGCCGGGCGGCCGACGCAUCGAUGACUUUUGAUCUAGACCCGGAGAAGUGGAUCAGUUGCCGGUCUACACCGUGUUAUUAUCCGGACGACUCAGCUGAUGCCAGCCGUGACAUCAUUUUCUCAGAGCUGCGCCUGGAUCAAUUGGACACACCCUCCGUCCCCCGGGACGAGCCCAUUGAGAUUCUCCUGGUUGUGACCGCCGUCCCUAGCGCCAGCUCCCGUCAAAACCUGGAAGGCACAGGCCUCUGGAGGGUCUCUAUCUUCGGCAGCAAGUCGACCGACGGCACCGGGGGCGAUCGGUACGACGAGCGGCCGCAGGUCCUGACUACCACCGGAAACACAGACAAGAGCCUGGUGGCGGGUAAACCGCUCCAGCUGACGAUACGGACACAGUUCUUGCUUGGCGGGGUGGGGUGCGAAGAUUACCCGUACUUCUGCAUCACACUGGAUAAAGGUGAAAAUCCACAGCCGGACUUUACCAUCCAGGGACCCAUCACCCACUGUCGACAAGUCAACUGUCUAUAUCCUGACGUUCCGCCGAUCCCUACGGCGCGGUUCAGCGAAAUGACCGUGAGACUCGUGCUACCACCCACCUAUCCUCACGAUGAGCCGGUGAACAUCAGCCUCCAGGUCGAGCUGACCCCAAGCAAGAGCCCGGACGUUCCCACCUCCAUCGUCGAGGGCACGGGCCUCUGGAGGCUCGCCAUCUUCGGCAACAAAGGGCAGAACGGGUCCGACGGGGAACGCUUCGACGAGCGCCCGCAGGUACUCAGCGGUUCGGACCAGGACGCGCGCCUGACGCCCACGGACGGGCUCGUCUUUGAUGUGACGACCCAGUUCGUAAUUGGGCAGGUGGGAUGCGACAAUUUUCCCUACUUUUGUGUGGAGUUCGGCAAGGGCUAUGGCCCUGUGCCAAACUUCAUUUUCGAGGCACCACUGACGGUGUGUCUGGAAGUCCCUUGUGCUUACGAACCGCUCCCCGUUGCCAGAGCAGGGCGGCUGUCAUUCUCGUUCACCGACAUCGGCACCGGACACUACGAGGAACCCGUCCACGUCAGCCUGAACGUCAGCAUCGCUGCCAGCGAGUCCGACCCCACCGACCCUAUCCGAGGCUCCCGCCUCUGGCAGCUGUCCAUCUACGGCAGUGCCAACCUGGACGGCAGCGGGGACGACCGUUUCGACGAGCGGUCUGUACUCAGCAAGUGCCAGCGGGACAAGCCGCUGACGCCUGGGGAGAGCCUGGAGUUCGACGUGGACGCCGACUUCAUCAUCAGCGGUGUCGGUUGCUAUGACUACCCGUACUUCUGCUUGAAGUUCGAAAAGGGCGCGGAUCCGGAGCCGGAUUUCAUCAUGUAUGAUCCGCUGAGAGCGUGUAUGGAGCUGACGUGCACACCCCCACCAGUGCCGAGAUUCAUCAUCAGCGGGCUUACCUUGCAUGUGAAGCCCGGCAGUCCCACGGCCGUGCAGGCCGGCCAGGACGGCUCAGUCAACUACCUCAAGUUCAUCAUGGAGGCCAUCUACGACAAACGCCAGGUCGGCGAGAUCAGCGGGAAUAGGCUUUGGGUCCUGUCACUUUGGGGAAGCGCCAACGCCGACGGUAGUGGACCGAAGGUUUCUGAAAACCCCAACACUCUGACAACCCUGCAGUCCAGACGCACUCUGAUUCUGGGGGAGUCUUUCAUUUUGACCAGCGUGCGCAACAACUUCGACAUGACGGGGGCGUCUUGCGCCGACGUGCGCUACAUCUGUGUCAAGUUGAGCCGCGGGACCGUCCCAGCCGACGCAUACGAGUUUUUGACCGAACCUGAGUCGUACUUACCCCAGACAUGCGUCCAAAUGGGGUGCUCUUAAAGUUGUAAAGUACCAAGUAUCGUAAUUUUACCAUAAUGUUGAUGUAGCUGUUUUUCGGGGCAAGGAAACUUUAUAGUAAACAGCGUCUAUUUUAACCCUUGACACAGAAUUAACCGUAGGGAUUGGGACAGAGGUUUCUCUAGGCUUACAUUGCAUUAAAGUGAAGGGGUAUAUACCGCAUUUAUCUGUCAUGUGUGCACAGGUGCUGAGGUAUGUUGAUGCCCGCAUGCGCUACAUAAAAUUAAUUUUGAGGUACUGGGAUUUUGUAAAAUUACAUGACAGGUUUUGGAAUGUUCCAAGUAAUCAUGUCAAAUAGAUUAAUUGGGAUUAAUUAUAGCCCGAUAAGGUCACGAUACCCUCAAAUUAUAACAGAACUCUCGUAACGUAAUUUAGUUGAACAUUGUGUCAUGUAUGUAGUGACAUGAUUUAUGAUGUUUCAUCUCUUUCUGUUGAUCGGGUUUGCUUUACACCGUCCAAAGUUGAGAAUAAAAGGGCGAAUGUUGAUGGAAGACUGAUACAGAAACUGCCACCUCCGCCCCUCUAACCACCGCUCAAAUCGCAACUUGCAUCAUGUUGAUCUAUCGGGUAUGUUGUUACUUUUUCUGAUGUCACCAUCGAUGUGAUCUGCAGAUAGUGUCAGUAUGAAGAAAUAUCACAGAGAAGAAAAAAAAGAUAGGCUGCCAAAAUCGACCAGCCAGUUUUACCUUCAUUUUGUCCAGUAUAGCACCUGCUCCAAGGUUAUACGUGCGAGGGGUUCCGUCAUUCCGUGGCUAAUUCUUCGAAGCUUCCAAGCUCAGACCCCUACUGCGCACACAAAUUGUAUUAUUGGCCUUUAAACCUUGUCAAAUAUGCCAAAACAAUUUAUGCGACUGGUUCAAAGGUUAGUUUUGCUUUGAUUUGGGCAUAUAAAAGCGUGUUUCUUUCAUGCCAUGUUGAAAAGUUGCAUUGGUGUUUUGAAGAGAAGUAAAUAUCGGUACUGUAUGAAGUCACUAUGGGCGUAAAUCCCGGGAGGGGGGUAUAAUCCCCCAUGUUGGAGGGGGGGGUGGGCUAUCGAACCAUCGAAUUGCCCCCACCGCUUUAAUGGGGUAAAAAAAAAUUAAGGCAGAUUGUGAAGAUUUU
This is a messenger RNA of Acanthaster planci (crown-of-thorns starfish), 4706 nucleotides long. RefSeq lists its product as uncharacterized. The record is from RefSeq and is a predicted model, not a curated record. Lineage: Eukaryota; Metazoa; Echinodermata; Asteroidea; Valvatida; Acanthasteridae.